UCGAGUCGGAGGGGCAGCAGUGGUGGACUUAACGGUGACGCUUGGCGGAAGGUUCCGCUGUCCACAAAAAAAAUGACUUUUCUGACAUAGUUUGGACGCUGCAUGUAUGCGUAAGCCUCGUCUGGGCAAUCGGACGCUAGGCGAGGAUAGCCUACCCAGGGUCGUGCCUGAACCUCGGUCGCCUCUACCCGGGCACUUAGUGGACACAGACACCGCUACUGGGGAGUGAGUGAGUGAGUGGGAGCCACCAGGCAGGCAGCCACCAUGCCGCACUGGCUGUGGCCUGAGCCGCUGUCACCAGGGCAGCUCAAGCGGCUAGAGGAACACAAAUACUCCGCCGCGGGUCGCUCCUUAUUCGAGCCGCCCUGCCAGAUCUACUGGAACUGGCUCGUGCAGCAGAUACCGACAUGGGUAGCGCCCAAUACGCUCACUAUCAUCGGGCUGGUGGUCAACAUUGUCACAACGCUGAUCCUGGUCUACUACUGCCCGACAGCUACUGAGGAGGCUCCGUCGUGGGCGUUCAUCUUGAGUGCGUUGGGACUUUUCAUCUACCAAUCACUGGACGCCAUCGAUGGCAAGCAGGCCAGACGGACCAAUAGCAGCUCAGCGCUGGGAGAGCUCUUCGACCACGGCUGUGAUGCAGUGUCUACAGUCUUCGUUGCCGUGGGGACGUGUAUCUGCUGUGGGAUUGGCUACUAUCCUGACUGGAUGUUCUUCUGCGGCUUCGUCGGAAUGUUCAUGUUCUUCUGCGCCCACUGGCAGACCUACGUCUCGGGCACGCUGCGCUUCGGCCUUGUUGACGUGACGGAGGUGCAGAUCGCCAUCACCAUCAUGUAUCUGAUGUCGGCAUUUGGAGGAGUCGCCCUCUGGCAGACAACGCUGCCCAUGCUGGGUCUGCAACUCUAUUGGUUCCCCAUCUUCGGCAUCAUCGGCGGCUUCCUGCUGUCCAGCUAUAACUACUUCCAGGUCAUCCUGAGCGGAGGGGUCGGCAAGAACGGAUCCACAGUAGCGGACACCAGUGUGUUGUCUCCAGGUCUCCACAUCAGUCUGAUCCUGCUGCUGGCGUUCAUCAUCUUCAAGAAGUCGUCCAGUCAGCUGUUCGAGAGACACCCCUGUCUUUACAUACUCACAUUCGGGAUGGUCAUCGCCAAGAUAUCUAAUAAACUAGUGAUGGCCCACAUGACUAAGAGUGAGCUGCAUCUUCCCGACUUGGCGUUUCUGGGCCCCGGACUCCUCUUCCUCAACCAAUACUUCAACAGCUACAUAGACGAACACAUAGUACUGUGGAUAGCCAUGCUGCUGUCCCUAGUGGAGCUGGUGCGUUACUGCACGGGCGUCUGUCUGCAGAUCGCAGCUCACCUGCGCAUCCACGUCUUCAGCAUCACGCAGGCCCCGCCCAAAGCCAAAGCCCCGCCCAAAUCCAGCCAUCACGACUGACGAUUGGCCCGGCGGGAGGAGGAGGCGGGGGGAGGGGAGCACCUAGACUCCGCCCCCCUGCUCUCAUUGGCAGACGAGGAGCAGGAAGAAGAGGAAUCGUCCAAUCAGAAACACCACAGCAGCCUUGACUCCGUCAUCACCUCAGCUUGACCUCAACAACACCUCGCUUAACUCUUACUCCUUUAUUUUAUUUUAGCUUUUAUCUUCGUUUUUUAUAUUUUCAUUUCUUUCUUUUAUUUCCUGGGGCCUAUACUAAGAAUCUGGUUCAGGAGUAAACCAGGUGAAGUCAAGAGGUAAAUCAUCUAAUAGAAGAGCCUGGAGUAAGACAAUGAGACUCCAGGCUCUUCUAUUAGAUGAUUUACCCCUUAACCUGGUUUACUCCUGAACCAGCUUCUUAAGGGCCUUUCUCAAUGCCCAGUGUUCUAGCCUUGCUAGGAGGUGAAAUGCCCAGUGAUUGGAUACUUUGCGGAGUUCACCAAAGAGUAUCCCAUCACCAUGCAUUUCCCAUCCUAGCGAGGCUAGAACACUUGGCGAGUAAACGGUAGGCUAGGCGCUCAGCACCUCUCAUCAGCGGCCAUGUUGAAUUGAAUUGGAAUACAAUUGAACAGCUUGUUGAAUAAUCUCUUGACUUAUUCGCAUUUGUCUAAUGGGUUAAAAUCUCAAAGACAGUUGCCUCCAAAACAGUAAGGCAUAGAAGAAGAAAAAAACAGACGUUUUUAGACAAUUUGUAACAUCUGUAUUUUUUAUUUACGUCUUCGGAAGACUGCAGUUGUCAACUCCUGUCCUUAGCAUGUCACAUGACAGUAACUGCCACUCCCAUUGGUCCAUUCUGAUCAGCAUGAACCUGCCAAUCAUGAACCAACCAAUCGCAUGCUGUCUCAGAUGUAGACGACGUGUUGGCCAUCGCAAAACACCAUCUGCUGUGACUGAACCAGAGCGGAAUGACAUCACUAGUGGGGUGACAUGACAUGACAUGGUCACAGCUGUGUAAUAUUGAAACCCUAGUGCUAUAAUGUGACAUGGUUCCAACGUAAUAUGUCAUAUAUCAUCAUAUCAGUGUCAUGACAACGCAGUCGGGAGGAGCCGGGAGCUACAGCACUCCAAAUCGAGGUUGUGUUUCCCGAAAGCCUAGUCGUUAGCCAGUGAGGCCAGGUGCAUUUCAGGUCGCGGUGCAUUUCAGGUCGUGGUGCAAUUCUCAAAGCCAUAAUGGCUAACUGGGUUAGCUACUAACUUUGUUGGUUGUAUUGCAAUUUCUCAUUGGUAACAACAACCCAAUUUGCAAAAACAACUAUAUUUUCAGAUGAACAGAACCAAGGGAUGCAUCUCUCAAAAUCAUAGUUGCUAACUGCGUUAGCUACUUUGUUGUUUGUAAUGCAAUUUUUCAUUGGCAACUACCGAAGUUGCUAACUGACUAGCAACUACGCUUUCGAAAAACACAACCCUGAUUGGCUGGCUUGUUUUUUUUUAUCCAGUCACAAUAAUGAAAUACAAGAGAAGCCAUCGUCAUCGUCGACAUGACAACACCUGAAACCAGCCUGAUCACCUGCCACCGAGUUUUAUUGAUUUUUUAUUUCUGGUUUUUAUCACGUUUUGGUGUCCAUCCUAAAUCAGGCAUGAAUUGAAAAUCCAAACUAAUGAGGACUGACUGGGUGACUUCACUUUCUAACCAAUGGAGCUCUUUCUGUUUUUCUUUCGUCUUUUUAAAAUAAGUUUGAGGUUAAUUCCCAAAUGAAGGGGAGAGGGAGAUGGAGCUGGUAUGUUCAUGCCAGUCAGCUGGUUCUCUGGUGCCAGGCUACACGGCUAGCUGGUUCUCUGGUGCCAG
Molecule: messenger RNA, 3259 nt
Organism: Engraulis encrasicolus (European anchovy)
Lineage: Eukaryota; Metazoa; Chordata; Actinopteri; Clupeiformes; Engraulidae
Gene: chpt1
Product: choline phosphotransferase 1
Exons: 8
Coding region: 265-1437 (390 amino acids)
Biological process (GO): phospholipid biosynthetic process
Cellular component (GO): endoplasmic reticulum membrane; Golgi apparatus
Molecular function (GO): diacylglycerol cholinephosphotransferase activity
Source: RefSeq, a predicted model, not a curated record